AUGGCGGCGCAAGUAAUCUCCAACUCUGGUCAUGAGGACAUGAUUCAUGAUGCUGUCCUCGACUACUACGGCCGCAAGCUAGCAACCUGUUCGAGCGACAAGACCAUCAAGAUCUUUGAAAUCGAGGGCGAGACCCAGCGCCUACUGGAGACCCUCAAGGGACAUGAGGGCGCCGUCUGGUGCGUCGCUUGGGCGCAUCCCAAGUAUGGCAACAUCCUGGCGUCGGCUGGCUACGACGGCAAGGUGUUUAUCUGGAAGGAGCAGGGCGGACAGAACAGCUCGUGGCAGCGCAUCUACGACUUUCCCCUACACAAGGCCUCGGUCAACAUCGUGUCGUGGUCCCCCCACGAGGCGGGUUGCCUUCUGGCCUGCGCUUCCUCCGACGGCAACGUGAGCGUCCUCGAGUUCAAGGACAACAGCAUCGACCACACCACUUUCGCCGCCCACGGCCUCGGAGUCAACUCUGUCUCUUGGGCCCCCGCCACUACCCCCGGCAGCAUCGUCAGCAGCGCUCCUGGACCCGCCGCCACCGGCAACCGACGAUUCGUCACGGGCGGCUGCGACAACGUCCUCAAGAUCUGGGCCUUUGACCCCGCCUCGCAGUCCUACAAGCAGGAGACCGAGCCGCUGGUCGGACACAACGACUGGGUCCGCGACGUGGCCUGGUCUCCCACGGUGCUGCAAAAGUCGUACAUCGCCUCAGCCUCGCAGGACAAGACGGUCCGGAUCUGGACCUCGGACCCCUCGAACCCAACGCAGUGGGACUCCAAGGUGCUCAACUUUGAGGCGGCCGUGUGGCGCGUCAGCUGGUCCCUGAGCGGCAACGUGCUGGCCGUCAGCGGUCAGGACAACAAGGUGUCGCUGUGGAAGGAGAACCUCCGAGGAGAGUGGGAGUGUGUCAAGUCGAUCGAGGAAUAG
Molecule: messenger RNA, 918 nt
Organism: Fusarium keratoplasticum
Lineage: Eukaryota; Fungi; Ascomycota; Sordariomycetes; Hypocreales; Nectriaceae
Product: Protein transport protein SEC13
Exons: 4
Coding region: 1-918 (305 amino acids)
Biological process (GO): COPII-coated vesicle budding; positive regulation of TOR signaling; protein import into nucleus
Cellular component (GO): COPII vesicle coat; nuclear pore outer ring
Molecular function (GO): structural molecule activity; protein binding
Source: RefSeq, a predicted model, not a curated record